This is a messenger RNA of Prosopis cineraria, 2873 nucleotides long. Its product is annotated as pentatricopeptide repeat-containing protein At4g31070, mitochondrial. NCBI's taxonomy places the organism in Eukaryota, Viridiplantae, Streptophyta, Magnoliopsida, Fabales, Fabaceae. The coding region runs from base 70 to 1896 and encodes 608 amino acids. Gene Ontology annotation, molecular function: protein binding; RNA binding. The record is from RefSeq and is a predicted model, not a curated record. Gene Ontology annotation, biological process: RNA modification. The transcript has 2 exons.
UUGAAUUAUCACAACACUUGACCAGAAAUUGAAGUGGCCAACGGCUAUGCAUGCAUUGAAUCUCCGCCGAUGAAAUUAAGAGGGCCACUGAUGAUGCAAUUUCUACCUUCCUCAGCCACAGUUUUAACAUCAUCAAACCAUAUAAGAAGUUUCGUUUCAAAGGGUCUCUAUGACCAAACGCUUGAGUUGUACAAGGAGCUUCAUGUCCAUGGUUUUCACGCUAUUUCAUCUAUUCUUCCAUCAGUCAUCAAAGCAUGCUCUUUUGCACAGCGUUAUGGUUUCGGUUUCCAGCUUCACUGUGUAGGCAUCAAGACAGGCUUGGAUUCAGAAGCUGUUGUGUCCAAUUCCAUCAUCUCUAUGUACGCCAAGUUCUCAGACGCUCAAUCGGCAUGUAAAGUGUUCGACAAAAUGCCUCACAGAGACUCCAUCACUUGGAAUUCCAUGAUAAAUUGUUAUUUACAAAACGGAUAUGUCAUAGAAGCUUUGCAAACGUUAAAGGAAAUGUAUUCGUUUGAUCUUGUUCCAAAGCCAGAGUUGUUGGCCAGUUUGUUAUCCAUGUGCGGAAAAAUAGGUUUGAGUGGAGGAAGACAGAUUCACGGUCUUGUUAUUGCUGAUGAGAGAAUAGAAGAAAAAGAGUCAGUUUUCCUAUCAACAGCUUUGAUGGAUUUCUAUUUUAAAUGUAAUGAUUCUCUAAUGGCUUCUCGUGUGUUUGAUGGAAUGACGGUGAAAAAUGAUGUUUCAUGGACUGCUAUGAUAUCUGGGUGGAGUUCUGAUCAAGAUUAUGAGAAAGCUUUGGCACACUUCAGAGCAAUGCAGGCUGAGGGAGUUGAACCAAAUAGAGUUACAUUAAUUGCUCUGUUACCAGCUUGCGCAGAGCUAGGCCUUGUGAAGCAUGUGAAAGAGAUUCAUGGCUAUGCACUCCAUAGUGGUUUUGAAUCAGACCAUAGUUUUUUAUCAGCUCUUAUAAAUAUGUACUCUAAAUUUGAGGAAUCAUUUCAUCUUUCUGAGUUAAUUUUCAAAAGGUCAAGUUAUCAAGAUGUGGUGUCAUGGAGUUCAAUGAUUGGGGGCUAUUCUCAAAGAGGGGAUGGUUACAAUGCCUUGAAGCUUUUCAGACAGAUGAUGUUGGAGGGAACAGAACCAAACUCUGUAACAAUGCUGGCUGUAGUUUCUGCUUGCACUAUCUUAUCUUCACUAAGGCAUGCUUGUCGAAUCCAUGGUUAUAUCUUGAAACUUGGCUUAGAUUUUGAUAUCUGCCUGGGCAAUGCACUUAUAAAUAUGUAUGCUAAGUGUGGUUGUCUGGAUGAUUCACACAAGAUAUUCCAAGAAAUGCUGAACCGAGAUUCAGUUUCAUGGAGUACUUUGAUUAGUGCAUAUGGCCUGCAUGGAUGUGGUGAACAAGCUUUAAAACUUUUCUAUGAUAUGAAAAACAGAGGAAUGAAGCCAGAUUCCAUCUGUUUCCUUGCUGUUUUAUAUGCUUGUAAUCAUUCUGGCCUUGUAGCUGAGGGACAGAAGUUAUUCAAACAAAUAAGUGAAGAUUACAAAUUACCAUUAACCAUAGAGCAUUAUGCAUGCGAAAUUGACCUUCUGGGAAGGUCAGGGAAGCUUGAAGAUGCUUUAGAGAUAGUGAGAACGAUGCCAAUGAAACCUAGCCCAAGAAUAUGGAGCUCUCUGGUAUCAUCUUGUAAGCUUCAUGGAAGACUGGACAUUGCAGAAAUGCUAGCCCCACACCUUAUAAGAUCAGAACCAGAAAAUGCAGCCAAUUAUAACUCGUUGAAUAUGAUUUAUGCAGAACGUGGUCGUUGGUUUGAUAUUAAACAAGGGAGAGAAUUCAUGAAACUUCGAAGAUUAAAGAAAUGCUAUGGAUUCAGCCAAAUAGAGACAGAAAUUAGAAACUAGGAAAAAAAUUUUGUAGAACAUAUUUGAAUUCUUUCAUACCACAGGCGUCAGAGGACGAGAAAAUCCAUGUGCUUAGAAUAACAAGAAACGACGCUCUGUUGAUGCGAAACAUCCUCAUCACCAUCUAUGAUGGCCUAUGUGAGUAAAUCAGGAUUAGUCUCCUCAAGUUUUACCCAGACCGAUGUUGUAGAUCUUAUUCAGCGUAACAGGAGUCAGGAAGGAAUGGAAUAAGCAAAUUAUUGAUGCAUAUUAUUCUCUAGAGGUCAAGUAACAUAUCCUCGAAACCCCUUCAAUCUUUCGUCAAACGGAAGAUAAACAACUUGUUUGGAACAAAGAUAAUAAAUGAGUGUUUCAAUCCAAGAAAGCUUUUGAGGAACUAGCGAUGCAAAAGGGUUCAAAUACAGGCUCACCGAGUUAUUAUAGAUGUAGUUAUGGAAGCUGGAACAACCACUAAUGGAGUGAUAGAGAUGCGGCGGGUAAAAGUAUUAUAUUACUCUUGUUCUCAGUAUUUAGAAAGCUAGGAAUCAAACUUUCCAUGAAAGGAAGGUAGAGCCUCAGCAAUUGGCUCACCAGAUUCAAGAAACUAUUUUAGUGACCCUCGGGUGCACUUUAGAGACCAGUCUGAUGUAGCUAUAGUGACAAGCAGACCAAGGUGGCCAUUCAUAAUCCAAGUCCUCAGACGGAAAGGUGAGGUUGGACCACGAGUUUGGAAAAAAUAAGACCGAGUAGGUUUCAUCAGCCCUAUGGUCGGAUCUGUGAGGAACAAUGAUCGUUUGGAUGUCGGUAGCUCAGACCUCAAUAUAUUGUGUGCUUUAACAAGCAGUUCAUAUCUUACUUAGAUACUAGCCAUGGAUACAUAGAUGGAGAUCCAAUCGGACAAGACAUCACCAGUGUAAUGUCAAUUAUUUUUCGAAUCUUCAGACAACUGCUUCAAUGUUGUUGUGCACUUUUAAUAGUAGAGGUUCAUUCAUCAGAAA